Molecule: messenger RNA, 1102 nt
Organism: Phaedon cochleariae (mustard beetle)
Lineage: Eukaryota; Metazoa; Arthropoda; Insecta; Coleoptera; Chrysomelidae
Source: the annotation of a GenBank genome assembly
UAACGUUUCACGCCGAGCUGCGGAAAUUCUUAUUUUUAUUUAAUUUUAACUUAUCUUAAGAUUUCAAGCAUUCCUUUCACUAAGAUGCGUUCAGAGAAUCCCAUUUAACUUAUAUUUAAUUUAGUCCAUUCCUUAUGGAAAAUAGAGCUGUUAAAUUAAAUUAAAUAUAAUAAUCAUUGCAUCAAAAUACCACAAAACACAGCUCAAGGAGUCAGAAAGCCAGAAAGCCACGAACCACGAAACAUAAAAGAAGGAGAAGAAGAUGGUGUUUUUGUUUUGUAUUUUAUUUUGGAAUUUUGGAUGGUUGUGUAGCGAAAGCUGAAUAAUUUGAUUUUGGAGAAGCGGGAGGAAAAUAUUUAACAAUGUCUGUUUGGAAAAAAGCAGCCAAAGCACAUCAAAAAACACACAAGGAAAGACAUCAACCUGAAGAGCGGCAGCAUUUGGGCCUUUUGGAGAAGAAAAAGGACUAUGUUCGUCGUGCCAAGGAUUUCAAUGACAAAAAAGCCACUUUGAAACUUCUCAGAAAGAGAGCUCUCAACAAAAAUCCAGAUGAGUUCUAUCAUCAUAUGAUAAACUCGAAAACAGAUAAUGGGGUACACUUUGAGAAAAAUACUGAAACUGAGGACACUCCAGAACAGGUUCAGCUAAUGAAAACACAGGACCUGAAAUACAUUGUGACAAAGAAAACCCAAGAAAUGAAGAAAAUUGAGAAACUACAGUCUCACUUACAAUUGGCCAGUGUUGAUAUGAACAAGACAAAUAAACAUAUUUAUUUUGACAAAGGAAAAAAAUUGGAGGCUCAAAGAAGGACCUUAAAGCUACUCUCUGAAAAAGAAUUGCCAGAAGUUGAUGAACAUGCUUUACAACAGAGUGCCAAAACCAGAAAGUGUUUAUAUCAAGAACUAGCAAAGAGGAUAGCAAGGGAAAAAGAACUUACAAUAACCCAACAGAAAAUUGAAUUAUCAAAGGCAGUGGAGAAUAAAAAGAGUGUCCUACCACCUAAGCGCAUCAAGAAAGGAACAAAAGAUAGUGCCCCAAUCUACAUUUGGAAAUAUGAAAGAAAAAGGUGACAGGUAUAACUCUUUAUUGAUCAAAUAAAAUC